This is a messenger RNA of Microplitis demolitor, 1856 nucleotides long. It is a transcript of the gene PIG-C, whose product is annotated as phosphatidylinositol N-acetylglucosaminyltransferase subunit C. Bases 938 to 1834 code for a protein of 298 amino acids. Gene Ontology annotation, biological process: GPI anchor biosynthetic process. Gene Ontology annotation, cellular component: membrane; glycosylphosphatidylinositol-N-acetylglucosaminyltransferase (GPI-GnT) complex. The transcript has 6 exons. Lineage: Eukaryota; Metazoa; Arthropoda; Insecta; Hymenoptera; Braconidae. The record is from RefSeq and is a predicted model, not a curated record.
UCGCACAUGGAAAUGAAAUCAGGUCAUGAACUCUUGGAAUGUUUUUAUUUACAAUUUAAAAUAACCUUAAUUGUUUGUUUAUCUAAAUUUUAAAAAAGGAUAUGAAUUCUUCGUGAGGUUUUAGAAUUUCAAUGAAGAAAAAUUUAUAAUUUAUUUAUUAAACAGGUAAUAUAAAAAAAUAUGAGGCCGGAUGCAACUGACAAGUAGCCAGUUUUUAAAUUGUGGAAUAAAUGAAAUCCAUAAGUGGCUGAGGAAGACAUUUUUUGAGCAGAGCCUAAACAGUUUACGUUAGGAGGUACGACGAUUGAAUUUGUGUACUAAUUAUCAUGUAUGAUGGAGUUGUUGAUUCUAAAAUUCUAACUUAUUGCGCACGAGGUUAUCUGUUCAAUUACAUGUCUAUUAAAUGUAAAAAUAUCAAUAUUUAUAGUUUUUUAAAAUUAUUUUCUACUAUUAUUCAUCAUACAGUGAUAAAUUAACAUUUAAUAUUCAUUUUUAAAAAUAAAAGAUCAUAAUUAGAUCUUGAAAGUACAUAUUCUUGGAGUGAUGAAAUUAUUAUAAAAAUAAUGUCAAUAUCAGUUUACAAAAAAAGACAACGAGCUACGAUGAAAAGUAAUGAGAACAGGCGCUAGUCAAAGUAACUUUAUUUAUUUAUAUUUUAAAUAUGGAAAAACUAUGUUUUAUUAUAAUAAAUAUUUAAUUUAUUUAUCUAGAUAAUAAUUUUAGUUUAUUAAAACUUAAUAAUCGCACAGUAUAAAAAAUAUUGUGUUAGAAUCAACAUAAUCUGUGGGUUAGAAACGAUCCGCAGAAUAUUUGCGUUGAAUUUCAAUGAGUGCCAAUGUACCAGACAUCAGAAAAAUUUUAAAUUAUAAAUAACUUGAGUAUUUUUUAACCCAGGUUCUUUGUUGAAUUUUAACACCACAUGGAAUAAUUCCAAAUUAUGGACCAUUAUGAUUUUUUUUUAUAUCCAAGAAGAAACAGUAAAACUAUGAGUUACCAUUACAAUUUUCGAUUAACGACAAAGCCAUGGCGAAAAAAUUUAUAUGAAAAUCAUGGAUUACCAGAUAAUUAUACAGACAGUUCAUUUUUACAUGAUCUUCGGAAAAAUAUAAAACCAAACAAUGUGACUAUAAAUGAAGCAUUGACAUUAGGGGCCAGUAUAUCGAUACAAUUGAGUAUCGUUAUUUUAUUUGUAAUGGUAUUUAUUUGGCUUAAAAGUGAAUGGGCGACUCCAAAUAAUAUAUUUAUUUAUAGCACGUUAUUAACAUUAAUUGGUUACUUAAUUUAUAUUAAAAAAUUUCCAAACAAUAUUGCAAGAGUAUCAAAAGAUUCACGUACAGCUUUGAUAUUUUUAGUAUUCGGUUAUAUAUUGUCGCCUGUAUUAAAAACAUUGACAGAAACAGUAAGCACUGAUACCAUUUAUGCAAUGACAAUAUUCAUGUUUUUUAUUCAUUUGGUAUUUAGCAAAUACGGCUCGCCGCCGGUAUCGUUAUCAGACUCGUUAUCAAUUACGUCAUCUAUUUUUGGAUCGUUGAUGUUGGCAUCGCGUUUGAUAUCGCCGUUACAUGCAUUUUCUCUACUUACUGUUGCUGUGCAAUGUUUCGUUUUGUUACCAUUCUUGUUAUCUAUUAAACAGAAUAAUAAUAUUAUUAUAUCAUUAGUGUUAACUUUAGUAGCAUUGUAUUAUUUGAUUACUGUAUCAACGAUAUUAUCUUUGGUAUUUAUUAUCGCAACUAUUUUUAUUUCUGUCAUUUGUCCAUUGUGGUAUGUAAGGUGGCAAAAAUAUAAAGAGAAUAUUUAUGGACCGUGGGACGAAGCUGUUAUUACUAAACAAUAAACUGCUAUUUUUAAAAAAAUUA